UAAAACCCCCCCGUGUGUUGAAAGCCAGGGUCAGAAAGCAAAAGGAAAUCUCGCAGACUCUCUUUGGACUUAAACACUAAAUAUUAAACAGCCUGUAAAGCACUGCGUCUGAAGUUUCUGCAAAAUGUGUAAAGGUUUAGCUGCCCUGCCCCAGACCUGCCUUGUAAGGGCAAAAGAGAUCAAGUCAAAAUUGGGAGUUUUGCUGCAAAAGCCGGAAAAUGCCAUUGACCUCAUCAUUCCCUAUCCGGAGAAAACUGAGAAGAAGCCGGAGAAGCUGCAGAAGCCUUCAAGUGAGGAAGCUGCUCAGUGGCGUGAGAGUCUUGACCAAGUCUUGAACAACAACUAUGGUCUUGCAGCUUUCCGUAGCUUCCUGCAGUCUGAGUUCAGUGAUGAGAAUAUUGAGUUCUGGAUGGCCUGUGAGGAUUUCAAGAAGACCAAGGACCCGCUGAAAAUGGCGGCCAAGGCCAAAAUGAUCUAUGAAGACUACAUCCAGUCUGAGGGACCCAAAGAGGUAAACAUUGACCACUUCACCAAGGAUGUGACUUUGAGGAAUUUGGUGGACCUCUCACCUCAAACCUUUGACCUGGCCCAAAAGAGGAUCUACUCCCUGAUGGAAAAAGACUCCUUUGGUCGCUUCCUGAGAUCUGAGCAGUACCAGGAACUCCUCGUCAACUAAACCUGAACAGGAGACUGAGCAGCUGGGUUGGGAGGUGAAGUAUUUCUAAAAAUAGGAUUCAUUAAUACAGUGAAACCUCGGUUAGCAUCAAUCAUUUCCAGCAGGUCCGACUGAAACCAAAAUGUACUCUAAACCAAAUACAUUAUUGUUAAGAAAUAAUGGUAAUCCACUUAAUCUGUUCCAGACACCCGAUAAUAUUAACACAAAAAUAGUUUUAAAAUUAUAGUUUUACAUGCUGAUAACGAUAUAAAUGAACAUUUAACAUCACUUUUUACCUUGAUUGAUUCAAUAGUGUUUCUAAUCUUAAUCGUCACCCUAAUCAUGGUGACACUUUUUUUUGGCUCCAUUGAGGUUAUUUUGCAGCUUUGAUCAAAAGAAAAGCAGAGACUUGUGGUGUAACUGUGUUAGUUUGCAAAUAAUUACAGAAUCAACUGCUGAUGACAUCAUAGACGGGGCGACGGCGCAAUGACUUUCAGUCCCAGUUCUCUCCAGUUCUCUUUUGUUAGCAUGCUAAUAGGUCGCUAACAAGUAUGUUUUGUGAUAAACGUACGUUACAAACACAGUUGGACUCACUCUGUUUUAAUAACACCACAAGACAGGCGGCAUAUUGUAAGCUAACUAGAAAAUGCAUGCCAAUUGAGGCAAAAUUUCGGCGGAAAUUUGCAACGUCAAACAAAAAAAACACGCUAACCGAGGUUUCACUGUAAUUAAAAAACAAAAGUCAAGAAUGAAUGCAACUGCUACAGCUGAAAUAGCUUCAUUUCAUGUCAUAUCAAUACAACAGGCUUAAAGUAUCAAAAUUCAUAUUUUCCAAAUUGUAAGGAAGAUACUAUACAGACACUGCCGUACUUACAAACUAGUUUGUUCCAGAAGGCUGUUGGCAUCUUAGCACUGCUACGAUCAUUCUUGCCAUUAGCCAUGAUGGAUGGGCUAAAUUUAUCACACUAAACAAAACCUCAUACUACGCUGAAGGCAGCACUAUUUUAACUGCCAGUGCAGUAUGUUUGUAAGUAGUGGAGCGUCUACAUUGGAAGUAGGCCAUCCACCUCUCAAGUUAAAAAACAGACAUGAAUCCCAAUCUUAUUUUUUUUUUAAAAGAGAGUUGCUGGGAAUGAAUUUGAAACAUCACCAAAUUUUGUUCCCUGUGGUACGAAACGACUUUGACACACAACUAAUUUAGACGAAGCUGAUGUCAGUCAACUUUCAUGUAGAAGAGAUGAACGGGUUAGCUUACUAAAUCUGCUUUUACUCGAGAGCACCCAAAGGAGGAAGAAUCCUUUCACUUGACCAAAGUUCAUGUUCAUGAUAGCGAGACACUGAGGCAAAACCACAUGAACUCCAUUUUGCAAUUUAUUAUAAAAAAAAGGAAAAGGAAAGAUAACCAAAUUACACGCCAAGAGACUUAAAUUCAUUUACUUGCUUCAGAAAACAUAUAUAUAUAUACAGUAUAUAUAUAUAUAUAUAUAUAUAUAUAUAUAUAUAUAUAUAUAUAAACGUUUAUAUUUUACAUGUAUUGUAUCAUAGUUAUUUACGAACAUACACUAUUUGGACAAAAGUCUUGGGACAAAUCUUCUGCUCAAAUAAGUCAACAUUUAGACUCCUCCCAACUGAAUCUUAAUUAUUUAUCUGGACACUUUAGACUAUUUCUGCAGAAGGCCGCAUACAGAAAAAAAAUGUAUGUUCAUCAAUUUUAUUUUUUACAAUAUGCCAAGGACUGUUUUAACCGAGUCUAUGAUUCUUUGGGGGGAAGUCCCAAUACUUUUGUCCUUAAAAGUCUUAAACUUGUCCUUGUUGACCAAAGUUAAUAUAUCUGUGUAAACCAGGGGCAUCCAAUUUUGUUCCACUGAGGGUCGCAUCCUGUAAAAUCUAAUUCGGGGACCAUUUGUAAUUUAGUAAACAGGCUAAAACCAAACCAUGUAGAUAAGCUAAGACGAUGCAUGUAUUGAAAGAAAAAAAACAGCCUGCAUGUCAGCUGUGUGUUACAGGGGUCAAAGUGUAUUAUUAUUAGUGUUAGUAUGAACAUUUCAACUUUUUCUCGUAUUACAAAUGGCCCCCGAUUGCACUUUGGACACCCCUGGUGGAAAGUAAAAAAAAAUCAUGCUGUGUGUUGUUGUAGUUGUUUUUCCCGCAUGUAUUGACAUGUUAAAAAAAUAAAAUGUGUCACUGCAGGUUACAAUGUAUCAUACGAACAGUGGAAAGUAUAAUGCUCACUUUCUCAUCUCUCACAACAACGCACCAAUUUAGGGACUCUCACCAACUUUCUAUUUGGGCUCCGAGGAGAGGCAUCCUUUUAGAGCAAUGACGGCUAGUUGGCUCAGUGGUCACGCUCCUCGGCCACUAAACUGCAAGUUGCUAAGAUGGGAGAUCACGUGAGGGUGACUCACAGAAUAGAAAAUGUGGAGCGAUAUGUUUUUUUUUAAGUCUACACAAAGCUAUGAGAAAACCUGGCGCAGUGCUUUUCCAGGUGUUUUUAUUUAUGUGAAUGAAAGCUGAACCGCCCUGACUAAACACGACUGCAAGCAUGAAAAAUUGGGUAUUUCUGUUUUGCAAGUAUCAUUAACUAGUAGUUAAUCAAUCAUAAUUUCACUGAUAUAUCCAGUGCAUUUAACAUUAUUGAGUAAUUCAGCAACUUACUCUAUAUAUUCUAGUGCACAUGCAAGUGAGCAUUGAUGGAAACGAUGGGGGAGUUUGCAUGCAAUGUGACUUCAAGUGUGAUGGUAUGUACUUUGUUUUAUUUUAUAAAAGCUUGUAUGUCAUAAUCAACACAACAAUACAGUAUUAUAAUCUGCAUAUUCAGCACUUAGUCAUUUGUGCAGAGAGGAUUGCGCUUUGUGGCAUAGAUUGGCCAGUCUGUUGCCAUAAAUAAGGAAAGAAAAACAAUUAGAGCUUGAGUGCUGAAUAUUUCACACAAUCUUGCAUGUACUGUAUGUCUUGCCUUGACCACAUAAAAAUAUACCCGCUACAUAUUCCUCUGA
Dunckerocampus dactyliophorus (ringed pipefish) is the source of this 3651-nucleotide messenger RNA. Its product is annotated as regulator of G-protein signaling 5-like. Lineage: Eukaryota; Metazoa; Chordata; Actinopteri; Syngnathiformes; Syngnathidae. The record is from RefSeq and is a predicted model, not a curated record. The transcript has 5 exons. Bases 125 to 676 code for a protein of 183 amino acids.